Messenger RNA from Cornus florida, 2032 nucleotides. RefSeq names its product F-box/kelch-repeat protein At3g23880-like. Gene Ontology annotation, molecular function: protein binding. The transcript has a single exon. The record is from RefSeq and is a predicted model, not a curated record. NCBI's taxonomy places the organism in Eukaryota, Viridiplantae, Streptophyta, Magnoliopsida, Cornales, Cornaceae. Bases 332 to 1669 code for a protein of 445 amino acids.
UCUAGGACCAAUAUUAAUGUAAAUUGGCCAGAGCACGAAGGUGUUCAACGGUAUCCGUACAUCACGAUCACACUCCAGGCAUGAACAGUGGGAGCAGUUACCCACCACUACUUGGACUCCUAUCCCACAUCAAGGAUCGCACCUUCGAACCGUCUCUUUUGCUUUAUAUUUCGUCGUCUCUCCUCUUCCAUAAAAAUUUCCGAUCAUCGUUUUAGUUCUCUCUCCCUUCAUAGCCUUACAGUAAACAUUGAUCAAUACAAUCAACACAUCACAAUAAGUUUCACAGCAUUGGUUGAACGAGAACCAAACACUUCGCCGUGGAAGAUCAAAGAUGUGGGCUGUGUACUUAGAGAGGGCUCGAGCUCUAGAAGUCCAUGCUUGUCUGUUUGUAUUUCUUUCCUCCAUUGUUGUUGUCUGGUUCAUUGAAUUAUUUUGUCUUUCGUGGUUUCGUUCAUGCACUUUGCCUCGCAAUGUUGAAAAUGGAAUACCUAAAACACAAACACACCCAGAUGGGGAAAAGGGGAAAAAACGUAAAAAUAAGAGAAGGAAAAGAAGAAGAAAAUUUUAUUUGCCCGAUGAUGUUGUGAUUGGAAUUCUCUCAAGAUUGCCUGUGAAAUCUCUGAUGAAAUUCCGAUGUGUCUGCAAAUCAUGGCAUGCUUUUGUCACAAACCCUAAUUUCAUCUCAAUGCACUUGAACAAUUACACUCGCUCGUCAACCUCCACAACCACAAGUGAUGGUUUUGCCCAGCUGGUAUUUGGGCCUCUUCAGAGCAAUACACGUGAACCCAUCUUCUCUUUAGUCUCCUUUAAUAAACUUAAGCUCGAUACUGCAGUUUCUGUAGUUAAAUUUGAUCUGUCACCAUUCAUAAACGGCUACCAUUUCGGUGAUCCGGCACUUCAUGGUUCUUGUGACGGCAUAGUUUGCUUAUAUGGUCUAAAACCGGGUAGCAUUGCUCUGUGGAAUCCUGCAAUUAGACAAUUCAAGAUUCUCCCUGUAUCCCACAUACCCCUUCCGCCCAAUUCAAGAGUUGUUAAUGCUAGUGUUGGACUUGGUUUUGAUUCAACAUCUAAUGACUACAAGGUUGUACAAGUUUUUCGUUGCCACAUAAACUAUGACCCCACUUUCCAGGUUGAGAUAUACUCCCUAAAAACUGAUUGUUGGAGAAAAUUAGAUGUCAUUGUGCCUGCUAAAAUUACUCACAAUUGCUGGAGCUUGGCGUGCACGAACAAUAGAAUCAUCUGCUGGUGGGCUGUGGUAAAAGACUUUGGUGGGGUGAUCCUUUCGUUUGAUGUGUCUAAUGAAGUGUUCCUAACCACACCAGUGCCAUCAUUUCCUGGAGCUUUCGUGGGAAAGGAUAAAGCUACUAGAGCCAUUGUGGCUUUCGAUGAGUCCUUUGCCCUGGUUGCUUUUACUCCAUCCCAUGACCAAGUCCAUGAUAUAUGGGUGUUGAAAGAAUUUGGUGUUCAGGAGACUUGGACUAAACUAUUAUCUAUUGAUUCUAUUUCAGAGCCCUACAAACCGAUCGGCUUGUGGAAGAAUGGUAGGUUUCUUCUCUACGAUAGCUCUGAACAGCUGGCCUUUUAUAAUCGGGUACUCAAGAAAUUAAAUAUCUUGGAAUUCGAGGAAGAGCACCCUUAUUGGAUGCUCUUGUUUACAAGGAAAGCUUAGUUUCAAUCAAUGGAAGAAAUGUGUUACAGGAACAAAUCUUUUGAGUGACAUAAUUUAAAGAUGGACACCAUCUAUUUGUUUGCGAACUCCAGUAGUAGCUGUAUCAAAGCAAUUCCAACUCCACUACUCCAGUUUAGAUUAUGUCCUCAAUUCAUCUAAACAGGUAAAAUGAUAUCCCCAUUUGUGCACUAAUAUUCUUUUUGAGUUAUUUAAUUCUCAACAAUUUUUGUGUUGAACUCACAACCACAAGGGCCUGCAUUUUUAAGUUAGAUCGAGAUCAUUAGAACUCUCUUUAGCUUGUAGUUUAAUCAUACUAAUAUAUACUAAAAAAAAUUCAGGUGUGUCCGCUUUAUAUUUAUCUCU